UUUGAAAAAGUCGUAUAUAAGAGCACUGAUUUUUGUUCAAUUACACCAAUUGAAUUUUUAAUUAUCUUACUUCUGUAAAUAGUUAAAAUGGUAUUUCUUCAACUUUUUUGUGUUUUAGUGGUGCUUGUUCAGUUAUCUCAACAGGCCGCAAUUGAAAACAGAAUUGUUAAUGGUCAGAGAGUAAAAUCUAUAAAAGAAUACCCAUAUCAAGUGGCACUGUUUAGAAAAAAUUCUAGAUUAGGCGCUUAUCAACGGCAAUGUGGAGGAUCUAUAAUAUCAAAAAAAUAUAUUCUUACAGCCGCUCAUUGCGUAACUAUUGAAUAUACAAUGCAAAAAUUACCAGCUGAACAGGUCUUUGUUAUAGCGGGAAAAACAAGUGUAGCCAAAUUUGAUAAACAACUAGCUCACAUAAGUAAUCAAAUAACAGUACAUCCAAAUUACAAAUUAGAGCUCAAUUCCGAAGGACACAUUGUAAAAGUAUCAAAUGAUAUUGCUCUAAUAAAUCUUAAGGAUCCUUUAGAAUUAUCUGAAGAAAUUAAUAAAGUCAGGUUACCAAAAAAACCCGAAUCAAUUUCUUGGUUUUACGGUAAAACGGCGGUAGCAACUGGAUUUGGCCUAAUGGAUAACAAUGAACCCACUACAAAUUUAUAUGCUGUGAAACUUACAAUCCCUGAGGAAGAUAAAUGCAUCCGAGAUAAUGGAAAGCUGAUAUGUAUACCUGAAGACGAAAGCCACAGAGGAAUCGCUAAGGGUGACUCUGGAGGGCCCCUAGUUGUAAAUGGGGUACUAUGUGGAGUGAUACGUGGAAGUACAGAGUUUAUAUCCGAAUCAAGUAAUUUAUCAAGACUCUUCAUCUUUACUAAUGUCAUUUACUACAGGGACUGGAUAUCUGAGAACUCCGAUGUCGAUGAACAUAAUACCGAUAAUAGUAACCAUCUUAAGGACACUAGUAUUGAAAUACGAUAAGUCAAAGAUGUUACUGUUAAUUUUAUUACAUCAGUAAUAAUAAAAAUAAAUAACCUUUACAGAAAA
This is a messenger RNA of Anthonomus grandis grandis, 1032 nucleotides long. RefSeq names its product chymotrypsin-2-like. The record is from RefSeq and is a predicted model, not a curated record. Gene Ontology annotation, biological process: proteolysis. Gene Ontology annotation, molecular function: serine-type endopeptidase activity. Bases 88 to 966 code for a protein of 292 amino acids. The transcript is spliced from 5 exons. NCBI's taxonomy places the organism in Eukaryota, Metazoa, Arthropoda, Insecta, Coleoptera, Curculionidae.